AUGUCGGAUUAUCUUCCGCAGGAUUUGGUAAUCGAUAUUCUUACAAGAUUGCCCGUCAAAUCUUUAUUAAAAUUAAGGUGUGUAUGCAAAUCUUGGAACGCUCUCAUUAUCAGCCCUGCUUUUGUCACUGCCCAUCUCAAUAGAGACGAUCAGUCUUUGUUCUUUUUAUGUUACUGUAGGGAUGCAAAAGGCAGAACCAGCUUGUACUCAUUGCCUUUCUAUGCCGAACCUUUCGGCGAGUAUUCCAAAUUAGACACCUCUAUUGAAAUGGAACUCCACUCUUCUUUCUUCGUUGGUUAUUGUAAUGGAGUUUUUUGCCUUGUUCAAAAUUAUUACUGUAGUACGCAUACCUUGAUAUUGUGGAACCCAAUAAUUAGAAAGAUUUUGAAAACCCCACUAUCUGGGUUUUGUCAUCCUAAGAGCCAAUCUCCUUAUAGGGUUCUUUUUGGUUUUGGUUUCGAUUCACUGAAUAAUGACUAUAAGGUUGUUAGGAUUAUGGAUAUUCGAAAAUAUAGCAGUGUGGAUUUUUGGAGAUAUAAAGUGAAUCUGAAACGACCAAUUAAAGUUGCAGUUUACUCCCUUAAUGCAAGGUCUUGGAGGAGCAUUGAUAUUAGUCUUGGUUUGUUUCAAAUGCAUUCAGAUCAGGGGAAGCAGGUUUUUAUUGAUGGGGUUGUUUAUUGGCUUGUAUAUCGUGUGGUCAAUGGCAAGAAGAAGAGCUUUGCUCUCUCUUUUGAUUUGAGUGAUGAGUCUUUUGAUGAGAUAAUGCUUCCUGAAUGCUUGGCUAGCAAGAAUCCCAGUAUUUCGGUACUCCAAAAAUCCCUUGCUUUAAUGGAGGGGGCUCAAGGUUGUUGUCAUGUGUGGGUGAUGAAAGAAUAUGGUGUUGAGGAAUCGUGGACUAAAGAAUUCAGUAUUGACCUAAGAAUAUUUAUGGGAUGGCCUAAAGGUUUUAGAGAGAAUGGUGACAUCUUAAUCGAAACAGGUGGUAACCUGAUUUCAUUUAACACUCAAAGUCAAGUAAUUGUUGAACUUGGAAAGUUCUAUGUUUCUUUCUAUGCUGAUGGUUACAAAGAGAGUCUAGUUUUGCUAAAGGAAUCAGAUGAUAAGAGGUGUGAUCAGACUGCAAUCACUUUUGCUUUUCAAGAGUUCCGGUUUGCCAGUUUCUUUAGUAGUGUAGUAGCAACGCAUGUACAGGGAUAUGGAUAUGAAGCUACAGAAGUGAUCCGCAUGCAUAUUCUGUUAGCUACAGAAGUGAUCCGCAUGCAUAGUCUGCUUCCGGACUCUGAGCAACAAAUCGAGAAGGCCAAGGAUGGAUCUUUAAUCAUGGCCAAUGAGGAGUUAGUGCAAGUGGACUCUGCAGGUGAAGUAGUUGAAGGGUAG
Molecule: messenger RNA, 1377 nt
Organism: Dovyalis caffra
Lineage: Eukaryota; Viridiplantae; Streptophyta; Magnoliopsida; Malpighiales; Salicaceae
Source: the annotation of a GenBank genome assembly